AUGGCUGUGACGUCGAUGGACUUGGAAGCGGGAGGCUUCAGCCUGAAGACACCUCCCUCCCCGAUGGCGGAAGAGCUACGCCUGGACGAUCGAUCGGAGCUAGGAGAUGAUGCUGAAACUUCGCCAAACUCGCACUCCGUUCUCGCUCGACUCCCCACCGAGCUCCUACAAGAUAUCCUCUCCUACCUCUCGGCGGAAGAUCUGGCCCGCGUGUCCGCCACCUGCCGUGCUCUCGCCCAACACGCCAACAACGACUUGCUCUGGCAAAACCUGAUCAACGCAUACCUUCCCGACCCUAUCUCCGACCCAGGCCCAUUCGAAUCCUUCCGCAGUCUCUACAUCGCACAUUACCCGUGCUGGUUCAUUCCACAGAAGAAGAUAUGGUUCUCGGAUACCGAACACACAGGGAACCUGAUUCUCGCCCGGUAUGACAACCGACGCGGCGUUAUCGAAGCGUACCGGGUCAUCGCCGAGCGCCGAACACAUAAGCUCGAAUUCUGGGAGUACAAUCCGGAGGUCAUUAUCCAGUCGUUCCACCCCAAAGUCAGCCUGUGGCUGGACGACCCAGUCCUCCUGCUGAAAAGCCCCUACAGUGGACGCCGGUUCCUGAAGGGCGAUCGCAUGCCCAUGCCUCUCGACAACCAGAACAUCUACAACUCGCUCUCUCUCUGCUCCACGGACGUCCCGCCGGAUCUGACGCCCGACGACCAAUGGCCUCCGCCAAGCAUCCCCAGCAAGCAUGUUGUGCGUCGGGACAUGGUCGAUAGGCCGCUGGAGACCCCCUCGCGGAUGGAAAAGAUGUCGGAGCAUGCAUUCCGCAUUCUUCGAUGGGCACACUUCCGUCUAGGCCCGAUCUUUAGCGCCGGUCGCAACGAUCCCCUUCUGACGUACGCCACGCUGGAUCCGGAGUUGUAUACCCCCACGAGGGAAAAGCCAUACCAAGGCAUCUGGGUCGGGGACUAUUCCGCCCACGGGUGCGAGUUCUUACUAUUCCUACAACGCGAUUCUCCUGAGGGAGAAGUCGGUUCGUCCGCGACUGAUGAGCACGGUCGGAGCGAUGACGAGAUCAUCCAGAGGGGCAGUCUCGAGGCAAUCAAACUCACCGGAGACCCGAACGUGCCCCGUGGUCAGAUAUCGUUUGUAUCCGAUGAUAUCGGGCCAGCUGGGUUCAUUCGCGUCGCCGAAGAAGCCCUCUUUCGGGGGGCACGGAUUGUCCGCAGCAGAGGCCAUGUCGCUGGUCUUGGGUUUAGAGAUGAUACUUUUAUUCCGUCACAGCUUAUUCUGUUUUCGCCCGACUGCAUCGCUCACUACUGGGACCCGAUGGGCCAUAUUUCGUAUUUCCGACGCCUUAAUAUUGACGAGCUCCUCCGGACCUGA
This is a messenger RNA of Aspergillus terreus NIH2624, 1377 nucleotides long. Its product is annotated as F-box protein. NCBI's taxonomy places the organism in Eukaryota, Fungi, Ascomycota, Eurotiomycetes, Eurotiales, Aspergillaceae. Gene Ontology annotation, molecular function: protein binding. Bases 1 to 1377 code for a protein of 458 amino acids. The record is from RefSeq and is a predicted model, not a curated record. The transcript has 2 exons.